Molecule: messenger RNA, 1459 nt
Organism: Xyrauchen texanus (razorback sucker)
Lineage: Eukaryota; Metazoa; Chordata; Actinopteri; Cypriniformes; Catostomidae
Product: transmembrane domain-containing protein TMIGD3-like
Exons: 10
Coding region: 78-1190 (370 amino acids)
Source: RefSeq, a predicted model, not a curated record
CCGAGACGCAUCUGCCCUUAACUUUUCUUUUCAAGUGAUCCUUUAUUUCUUUUGUGAAAUUUACAAAUUCAUACAAAAUGGCGAGAGAGGAAACAUCACAACUUUUUGACAUGCGGAUAGUCAUUUUGAUUUUUCUAUGGCUCAUGAAAGGUGCUGAGUGUAAAAAAGCAUCAGAAGACAGAGAAUUCUCUCUUCAGACUGGAGGAUCUGUCACUAUUCCAUGUCACUAUGACAGCAAAUACACAAAACAUAAGAAAUUCUGGUGCUAUAAGGCCAAAGCAGUUUUUAAUUUCUGCUCUAUUCUGGCAUAUGCUAAUGACACCAAGGGAAAUUUGUCAGUAAUUGAUCAUCCUGAUCAGAGUUUAUUUACUGUGACUAUGAGAGACCUGCAGAGUAAAGACACUGGGUUUUACUGGUGUGCUGUGGAAAUUGAGGGAAUAUUUCUAAUGGAUGAGAAAGAGAUGUUUUAUAUGACAAUCCAAUCAGUUCGUGAUCUCUCUGUGGUGAACAGCAGUGUAACUGGACAGGAAGGUGGUAAUAUCAGUGUCCAGUGUUUCUACAGUUCUGGAUAUAAGAAUAAACUCAAACAGUGGUGCAGAUAUAAAGACGAGAGAUGUUACACAGUGGGGAAGACUGACACAUCCCAGAAUGCAUCAGUUCAGAUCAGUGAUGAUGAGCAUAAAUCCUUCAGUGUGGUGAUGACUGGACUGACAGAGAGUGAUUCUGGCUGGUACUGGUGCUCUGUAGGAGAUCUGCAGGUUCCUGUUCAACUCACUGUUACUGUGACUGAGACCAAACCAGUUGUGACCACAGAAGCCGGAUAUAAGAAAGAAACGCCAGCUCUGUCAUCUAAUACACCAAUUUCCAUUAACAACAAUCAGACAUCAAUCAGUGAGAAGCAACAAAAUAAGCAGUAUGGAUAUCUGGUGGUGUGGCUUCCAGCAGUCGUGCUGUUGCUGGUGAUUGUGGCUGCCAUUGCAACUGUAAUACUGAAAAAGAAGCACAAUCAAAAUAAAUCCCAAGUUGGAGAUAAUGAAGCUAGUAACACAGAAAACUGGUUGUCUUCCUCCACUUUGGAUCCAUGGACUGAAGUGUUCUAUAGAUCUGAGAUCACACCAACCGCUACAGCAUUGUGGCCAGUAUCUGUUGAGGACAGUGUGACCUACAGUUCUGAGCUCAGACAGAUAUGAAGUUCUGGACCUGAAGAAAAAAUGAACAUGGAGGGAACAGCAUUGAAAUAAAUUAAUAUGUGAUUUAAUGUAAUUGUUUCACAAGCCUGAAAUCUUUGAAAAUACAAAUCAUACAAACUGGCAGCACGUGUACAAUUGUGUUGUCGUGAGUGGUGCAGAAAUGUAUGAAUGUUGUGUAAAAAUCUUACUCGAAUUCUCAGAAAAACAUAGAAUAAAAUCCUCAAUCUUCGUUUUUACUAAAACAAAUUUUGUCAUCAUCAUAAAUUUGA